Laccaria bicolor S238N-H82 is the source of this 1496-nucleotide messenger RNA. RefSeq names its product citrate synthase. NCBI's taxonomy places the organism in Eukaryota, Fungi, Basidiomycota, Agaricomycetes, Agaricales, Hydnangiaceae. Gene Ontology annotation, cellular component: mitochondrial matrix. The record is from RefSeq and is a predicted model, not a curated record. The transcript has 10 exons. The coding region runs from base 1 to 1404 and encodes 467 amino acids. Gene Ontology annotation, biological process: carbohydrate metabolic process; tricarboxylic acid cycle; citrate metabolic process.
AUGGCUGCACCAGUACGGUCCCUCCUCAAGUCGCGUCCUUCUCUGCUACGAACGGCAGUUCCCGCCAUUCGUUUUUCGUCGACUUCUUCAAAAUCCGUUUCGCUGAAGGAACGUCUCGCAGAGCUCAUUCCUGCAGAGAUUGAAAACGUCAAGGCCACUCGCGCCGAGCAUGGCAAAAAAGCCUUUGGCCCUGUUGUGGUUGACCAGCUCUAUGGUGGUAUGAGAGGUCUUCCUGCCCUCAUCUGGGAUGGUUCCGUUUUGGAUGCGGAGGAGGGAAUCCGCUUCCGUGGGAAAACUAUCCCAGAAUGCCAGGCGCUCUUGCCCAAGGCACCGGGAGGAUCGGAACCUUUGCCCGAAGCCCUCUUCUGGCUUUUGGUCACUGGCGAGGUCCCUACUCAAGAACAGGUGACCGAACUUUCAAAAGAUUGGGCGGCUCGCUCGGCCAUUCCUGAGUUCGUGGAGGAAAUUUUGGAUCGAUGCCCUCCCACGCUCCAUCCCAUGAGUCAAUUCAGCUUGGCUGUGACAGCUUUAAAUCACGAUUCCGCAUUCGCCAAAGCCUAUCAAGCUGGCGUUUCAAAGAAAGAGUACUGGGGGCCAACGUUUGAGGACUCGAUGGACCUCAUUGCCAAACUACCCAAUAUUGCUGGUCGCAUCUACCGCAAUGUUUUCGGUCAAGGUAAACUGCCAGCCAUCGACCCCUCCAAGGAUUAUUCCCAUAACCUUGCUACUCUCCUGGGAUUCGGCGAGAAUCAUGGCUUUGUUGAACUUUUGCGCCUCUACCUCACCAUCCAUAGUGAUCACGAGGGCGGAAACGUCUCGGCCCAUACUGGCAAAUUGGUUGGCUCUGCUCUUUCAGAUCCCUUCCUUGCAUACGGAGCAGCCUUGAACGGUUUAGCUGGGCCUUUGCACGGCCUUGCAAACCAAGAAGUUCUGAUCUGGCUGCGAAAGAUGCAGGCCAAGAUUGGCGAAGAUGCCUCUGACGAGGCCGUGAAGGAAUACAUUUGGUCGACUCUCAAGGCUGGCCAGGUGGUUCCAGGUUACGGUCAUGCUGUUUUGAGAAAGACAGACCCUCGGUAUACCGCUCAGCGCGAGUUUGCCUUGAAACACUUGCCUGAAGACAAGCUGUUCAAACUCGUCGGUCAAAUUUAUAAUCUUGUUCCAGAUAUUUUGCUCGAGGCUGGCAAAGCCAAGAACCCUUGGCCCAACGUCGACGCUCACUCUGGCGUUCUUCUGACAUACUAUGGCCUUGAUCAAAUGCAAUUCUACACUGUUCUCUUCGGAGUGUCUCGUGCCUUCGGUGUUGCUGCUCAGUUGAUUUGGGAUCGUGCUCUUGGUGCUCCAUUGGAGCGCCCGAAAUCCUACUCAACCGCUGCCAUCCAAAAGAUUUUCAAGGAUAAGUCUUAACUUACCUAUCAUCCAGUAGAGCGUGCCGAGUACAUAGUAAUCUGUUAUUUUACAUUCUAAUGAGUACAUGAAUCUCAUGCAUGUCGAACCCG